AUGUUUGGUUCUGCCCCCUUCUCCUAUGCCCCCGGAGGUUUGUCUCCGGACGACCGGACUCAAAGACGCAGUUUUCAUAAUGACGACCAGAGGGUUUCUCCAGUGCAGAGAAACAACAUGUCCAGACCCACAGGAAAAUCCAUCUACAUGCAGAGAAAAGACUACUCAGACUCACUGAACAAGCAAUCAGACAACUUAAACGUGAGAGUGGAGCACCUGUUUACGUGUGACCUGGACGGCCGGGACAUUGCCUCCAUUAGUGACUGUGUGGCGAAGCUGAAGAGGCUGGACACUAAAGGUCGACUCUGGUCCCAGGAGAUGGUGCUGGAGCUGCAGGGAGGCUAUCUGCUCCUCCUGGACAUUGAGACCAAGUCUGAGUUGGACUCUCUGGCUUUAAGCAACAUCCUUGAAACGAAUGCCAUUUUGGACACCUGUGAGUACAACUCUUUGCUCACACUCAACGUGCAGGAGCGCAACAAACGCGUCACUCAAGUCUAUAUGUUCCAGUGUGAAGAGACGGGGGCUGAUGUCAUUAAAGCAGACUUGGAUAAAGCAAUUAUAAAAGGAGGACAAGGAUUUGUGGAGCCACGCGCCCAGGAACCUCUGGACCAGUCAGAUUUCAGGACCAGCCUUGAUGCGAUCCUCGGUGCCGGAGGGUACCGCCCUGAAGGCCCUCGUGCCGUGUUGAGAGAGCGGUUCACUCCAUCUCCUGAGCCGCCGCAGUGGAGCAGCAGGGAACCAGUAAACUUUCCUCCUGAUGAAGCGAUGUACAAUGAUGACCGGCAGCUGGACCCAGGGCCGCCUCAGCUCUCUGACACAGACAGAAACACAGAAAUAUUUAAUCAUGUUUUGAAUGAUCUGGAGAUCUUCAUGGCUGAGGUCAUGUCAGCACUCAAUACAACAUCUCAGAAACCAGAAAAAAAGAAGAGGAAAUCAAAGAAGAAGAAAGAAGCACCAGCAGUGGUUCUCCCAUCAUUGGACCAGUAUGUUUCCUGUCUCCAGAAAAUCAAAUAUGGAUUUAAUCUUCUGGGACAGCUGGAGGAAGUCCUCAAUGACCCCAGUGCUGAAGACUAUGUCCACUUCAUAUUCAAUAUUUUGGCUUCGCUGGUGUCUCAAUAUCCUCCGGACGUCCCACCUACAGUUCUAGCACCGCUGUUGACUGAUGCGGCGCUGCAGCUACUGGGCUCUGUGGUGACCCCUGAAGAGGAACAGCUCUGGGGGUCUCUGGGAGACUGCUGGAUGUUCCCCAGAUCUCAGUGGGCAGAGGAAGACAUCCCAUUUUACAUCCCAGACUUUUACGACGGCUGGCAGCCUCCUCCUCAGUCACAUGCACACGGCCCAGUGAGCCGCAGCAACAGCCGGCGGUUCUCGCCAAUACAGCAGAACGGACUGGGUCAAGCUCUGCCCUCUUCACGAGCUACUGAACCAGAGUAUAUGCGAGCUAUUUAUGAUUUUGUGGCAAGAAACAACAGAGAGCUCAGCCUCAUGAACGGGGACGAGGUUGAGGUGGUUCAGAAGAAUAAGCAGUGGUGGCUGGUCCGUAACAGCCGCAAUGAAGAGGGUCAUGUUCCUCAAAAUGUCCUGGAGUCAAUCAACCGAUCUCCAAUGCCACAGCGUGAGGCCCCUGUGACUCUCGACAUGAGGUCUUCUUCUGCAGAGGUCUCGACUUGGCUUUCAUACAAGGGUUUCUCCAAAAUGACGGUGCGGAGCCUGGGUGUCCUGAACGGGCAACAGCUGCUGGGGAUGAGCAAAGACGAGAUCAGGUCGGUUUGUCCAGAAGAAGGAGGGAAAGUCUUCUUCCAGCUGCAGGCCAUAAAAUCUGCUAUCGCUCUCGCCAGUGAACCAUCAGGGCCUUAUUACAACGGCCGCUACUGA
Knipowitschia caucasica is the source of this 1875-nucleotide messenger RNA. Lineage: Eukaryota; Metazoa; Chordata; Actinopteri; Gobiiformes; Gobiidae. The record is from the annotation of a GenBank genome assembly.